AAAGUGUUGUAUGAAGGAGACGCGCGGUGGGAUUGGACGCGAACUCUGUGGAAAAUUAGCAUAGAUCAGUGUAUAAAUGCCUCUCCACGAGCGAAGAGAUUCACAAGUUUGAAAUUUCUCAGAUUGCAGUCAUGCCUGAGCCCGCGAAAACAGCUCCUAAGAAAGGAUCAAAGAAAGCCGUCGUGAAGAGCGCUGCAAAGGGAGGAAAGAAGCGCAGAAAGUCCAGGAAGGAGAGUUACGCCAUCUACGUGUACAAAGUGCUGAAGCAGGUCCACCCCGACACCGGCAUUUCUUCGAAGGCGAUGGGCAUCAUGAACUCUUUCGUCAACGACAUCUUUGAGCGCAUCGGCGGCGAGGCGGCGCGUCUCGCGCAUUACAACAAGCGCUCCACCAUCACAUCCAGAGAGAUUCAGACCGCCGUGCGUCUCCUGCUGCCCGGUGAACUCGCCAAACACGCGGUGUCUGAGGGAACAAAAGCCGUCACUAAAUACACCAGCAGCAAAUAAAUCCUCAUCUGAUCUGCUGUUCAACACAAAGGCCCUUUUAAGGGCCGCCCACUUUCUCCAUUUAAGAGCUUCCGGUAUCUGUUAAAGCUGAAUGUCGUGUUCGGACGAGUGUGAAAUGUCGUUAAUAUACAAACAUUGGCGUGUUUUUAAGCAACAGUUUCUUUCAUCUUUAAAUGUUGAAGCUCAGAGACAUCUUCAGUUCUGUGUUUGUUGUUUUGAGUUUUAUGUGCGUAAAUCUAUGGAGUUCGGCUUGCUUUGUUUUUUUUGGCGGGUGUUGAUUGUGCUUUCUUUGCAUCUAUUGUAAUUGUAUGUUACAAAUAUAAAACACUCACGAUUGCGAACAGUUGUUGUUUUCGACAAAGAAAAUCACGACAUAUAAAGGAAAACAAUUAAAAAUGUUUAAUCUGUGAUGUGUGUAGCUUGUAUUCAGCUAUAUUUAUAAAUAAAUUAGGGCUGUCAAAUGAUUCAUCGCGAUUAAACACAUUCAGAAUAAAAGUUUGUGUUUACAUAAUA
This is a messenger RNA of Triplophysa dalaica, 1019 nucleotides long. RefSeq names its product histone H2B-like. The transcript has a single exon. Gene Ontology annotation, molecular function: structural constituent of chromatin; DNA binding; protein heterodimerization activity. NCBI's taxonomy places the organism in Eukaryota, Metazoa, Chordata, Actinopteri, Cypriniformes, Nemacheilidae. Gene Ontology annotation, cellular component: nucleosome. The record is from RefSeq and is a predicted model, not a curated record. Bases 132 to 506 code for a protein of 124 amino acids.